Messenger RNA from Eimeria maxima, 897 nucleotides. RefSeq lists its product as hypothetical. The record is from RefSeq and is a predicted model, not a curated record. Lineage: Eukaryota; Apicomplexa; Conoidasida; Eucoccidiorida; Eimeriidae. Bases 1 to 897 code for a protein of 298 amino acids. The transcript is spliced from 2 exons.
AUGUUGGGGUUUUCGCGCUUGUUUGGUGGGGACAGUGAGGGCCCCAUGAGGCCGAAGAAGUUGCUGCUGCUGCUGCUGGCAGCAGCAGCAGCAGCAGGAAGUGCAUCAGGAGCACUAACUUCGCAGCAGGAGUUGAUUGUGGAUGCUCAUGCAGGAGGACCAAGAGGAGCAGCAGCAGCAGCAGCAGCAGCAGCAGCAGCAGAUUUUGGCUAUGGUGUAGAGGCCUUUGAGAAAAAGUUUAGGAGGCAGCUAGAGAAUUUGCAUGCACAGUCUGCUGCAGGAGCAGCAGCAACAGGAGCAGCAGGACAAGGUGGUAUAGGUGGUAUAGGAACAGGAGGAGGUGCAGCAGGAACAGAAGCAGCAGAAGCAGCAGCAGCAGCAGAAGAAGCAGCAUUAGCAGCACAAGACUUUGGUGCCCUCUCCCCCUCUGACGCAGCAAAAAUCACAAAAAAAGAAAUUGAUUUUCCCCCUAGAUUGGAGACCCAACCUCAUUGGAAAGUUAGAGCCAGAAAAUUCCAACGAAAAGCUCGAAAAUUGAUAUUGAUGAUAUUGUUAUUAUUUAUAUUUUUACGAAUGGCGGAUAUAGUUCGUGUAGUAGUUGGUGACGAGGCAGCAGCAGCAUUCUUACGUGAUGAGGAGAAGGAGGCAAAAGAAUAUAUAUUAUAUAUGCAGAAACAGGAGAGGGCAAUGGAGAUACAGAUGAAGGAUAUUCUUAAGGAGGAGAGGGAAGAAAUAUAUAAAGAAAAACAAGAAAAAUAUGAACAAAGAAUGCAGCAGCAGCAGCAGCAGCAAGAAUUACUGCAGCAAGAAAUAGAAAAACAUCUUAAUAAAACACCAAUGGAUGAACAAAAUGAGCAUGAUAUGUUGCUGCAGGAGGAGGAGGAGGAGGAGGAGUAG